This is a messenger RNA of Galeopterus variegatus (Sunda flying lemur), 3017 nucleotides long. It is a transcript of the gene RPS6KA3, whose product is annotated as ribosomal protein S6 kinase, 90kDa, polypeptide 3. NCBI's taxonomy places the organism in Eukaryota, Metazoa, Chordata, Mammalia, Dermoptera, Cynocephalidae. Gene Ontology annotation, biological process: protein phosphorylation; intracellular signal transduction. Gene Ontology annotation, molecular function: ribosomal protein S6 kinase activity; ATP binding; magnesium ion binding. The transcript has 24 exons. The coding region runs from base 201 to 2339 and encodes 712 amino acids. The record is from RefSeq and is a predicted model, not a curated record.
GAUUUUGCAGAUCUGAGAAUAAUUACCUGUGACCUUUGUACGUGAAAUACUAGGGAUUAUAUCUUUAUCCUUGAAAUUUAAAAACAUUUGCCAGGACAUGUUUUGGUGUUGAUGAUCUCUGUUGAACCUUCUCAGUCUCCAGUCUCAGGAUAAAUGAGGAGCUGAUUCUUAAUCCUGUCACAUUGAAUGGACAGCAAAUUAUGGAUGAACCUAUGGGAGAGGAGGAGAUUAAUCCACAAACUGAAGAAGGCAGUAUCAAAGAAAUUGCAAUCACACACCAUGUAAAGGAAGGACAUGAAAAGGCAGAUCCUUCCCAGUUUGAACUUUUAAAAGUUUUAGGGCAGGGAUCAUUUGGAAAGGUUUUCUUAGUUAAAAAAAUCUCAGGCUCUGAUGCUAGACAGCUUUAUGCCAUGAAAGUAUUGAAGAAGGCCACACUGAAAGUUCGAGACCGUGUUCGGACAAAGAUGGAACGUGAUAUCUUGGUAGAAGUUAAUCAUCCUUUUAUUGUCAAGUUGCAUUAUGCUUUUCAAACUGAAGGGAAGUUGUAUCUUAUUUUGGAUUUUCUCAGGGGAGGAGAUUUGUUUACACGCUUAUCCAAAGAGGUGAUGUUCACAGAAGAAGAUGUCAAAUUCUACUUGGCUGAACUUGCACUUGCUUUAGACCAUCUACAUAGCCUGGGAAUAAUCUAUAGAGAUUUAAAACCAGAAAACAUACUUCUUGAUGAAGAAGGUCACAUCAAGUUAACAGAUUUUGGCCUAAGUAAAGAGUCUAUUGACCAUGAAAAGAAGGCAUAUUCUUUUUGUGGAACUGUAGAAUAUAUGGCUCCAGAAGUAGUUAAUCGUCGAGGUCAUACUCAGAGUGCAGACUGGUGGUCUUUUGGUGUGUUAAUGUUUGAAAUGCUCACUGGUACACUACCUUUCCAAGGAAAAGAUCGAAAAGAAACAAUGACUAUGAUUCUUAAAGCCAAACUUGGGAUGCCACAGUUUUUGAGUCCUGAAGCCCAGAGUCUUUUACGAAUGCUUUUCAAACGAAAUCCUGCAAACAGAUUAGGUGCAGGACCAGAUGGAGUUGAAGAAAUUAAAAGGCAUUCAUUUUUCUCAACAAUAGACUGGAAUAAACUGUAUAGAAGAGAAAUUCACCCACCUUUUAAACCUGCAACUGGCAGGCCUGAAGAUACAUUCUAUUUUGAUCCUGAGUUUACUGCAAAAACUCCCAAAGAUUCACCUGGCAUUCCACCUAGUGCAAAUGCACAUCAGCUUUUUCGGGGGUUUAGUUUUGUUGCUAUUACCUCAGAUGAUGAAAGCCAAGCUAUGCAGACAGUUGGUGUACAUUCAAUUGUUCAGCAGUUGCACAGGAACAGUAUUCAGUUUACUGAUGGAUAUGAAGUAAAAGAAGAUAUUGGAGUUGGCUCCUACUCUAUUUGCAAAAGAUGUAUACAUAAAGCCACAAACAUGGAGUUUGCAGUGAAGAUUAUUGACAAAAGCAAGAGAGACCCAACAGAAGAAAUUGAAAUUCUUCUUCGUUAUGGGCAGCAUCCAAACAUUAUUACUCUAAAGGAUGUAUAUGAUGAUGGAAAAUAUGUGUAUGUGGUAACAGAACUUAUGAAAGGGGGUGAAUUGCUGGAUAAAAUUCUUAGACAGAAAUUUUUUUCUGAACGAGAGGCCAGUGCUGUCCUGUUUACUAUAACCAAAACUGUUGAGUAUCUUCAUGCACAAGGGGUGGUUCACAGAGACUUGAAACCUAGCAACAUUCUUUAUGUGGAUGAAUCUGGUAAUCCGGAAUCUAUUCGGAUUUGCGAUUUUGGCUUUGCGAAACAGCUGAGAGCAGAAAAUGGUCUUCUCAUGACUCCUUGUUAUACUGCAAAUUUUGUUGCCCCAGAGGUUUUGAAACGACAAGGCUAUGAUGCUGCUUGUGAUAUAUGGAGUCUUGGUGUCCUCCUCUAUACAAUGCUUACUGGUUAUACUCCAUUUGCAAAUGGUCCUGAUGAUACGCCAGAGGAAAUAUUGGCACGAAUAGGGAGCGGAAAAUUCUCACUCAGUGGUGGUUACUGGAAUUCUGUUUCAGACACGGCAAAGGACCUUGUGUCAAAGAUGCUUCAUGUAGACCCGCAUCAGAGACUGACCGCUGCUCUUGUGCUCAGACAUCCUUGGAUCGUCCACUGGGACCAACUGCCCCAAUACCAACUAAACAGACAGGAUGCGCCACAUCUAGUAAAGGGUGCCAUGGCAGCUACAUAUUCUGCUUUAAACCGUAAUCAGUCACCAGUUUUGGAACCAGUAGGCCGCUCUACUCUUGCUCAGCGGAGAGGUAUUAAAAAAAUCACCUCAACAGCCCUGUGAAGUGACCUCAGUGAGAAAUUUGGUACCGUGGUGUAAGCUGAUAGCACAAGUUCUGGCGACAGGUAGCACAUACCUGAGAGACACCUGCAAGCACACACUGUCCCAGCUGGUACCCAUAAUGCUGCUGCUCCUGCUGCUGCUCCUGCUUUCGUCUCUUCUCGCUUUAAAUGAUUGUUAGCAAGUUAGAUUUUCAUGGAGCUUCGGUUGAAAUGAAAAUGGAAACAUGAUGAAGAUAUAUUCACUGAAUCAACGAGAAAAAUAAUGAACAUAUAAAUACCACCUAAAAAUACACUGAAUAAAGUACUCUACACCAUAUAGCAUUAUUUUUAUAGGAAAUAUUUCAUGUCCUUUAAAUAUUCUUUGUUAGUUAUAGGGAUGGACAAUUUAUGUUAAGCACUUAGCUUAAACAAUCCGUUUAUAUUAGCACUGUAUCCCUUGUGCCAUCCAACAUUUUGUAUGUUUUUGUAAACAGUUCAUAUACAGUACAUUUCCGUACUGCUUUCUUUAAUGUAUACAUGCCUUGUUUAACUUGGAACCUAUUAUUAUUAAUCAAUUGACUAUUAAAUCUGGUUAAAUAGUUCACCUGGAUUAACAGUAUUGUCAGACAGCCCUAAAAAUGGCCAGAUUGUGGAACAGCUUUUGAAUGUAAUACUUUCAAAAUGUACAUAUCUUUCCCCA